Physella acuta is the source of this 6992-nucleotide messenger RNA. Its product is annotated as alpha/beta hydrolase domain-containing protein 17B. Gene Ontology annotation, cellular component: plasma membrane; endosome membrane. Gene Ontology annotation, molecular function: palmitoyl-(protein) hydrolase activity. The record is from RefSeq and is a predicted model, not a curated record. Gene Ontology annotation, biological process: protein depalmitoylation. NCBI's taxonomy places the organism in Eukaryota, Metazoa, Mollusca, Gastropoda, Physidae.
CGGGGUGACGUCAUUAAAUGGCGUUUUGAUGGCUUAAAAGUUGAGAAGGAAGUGCUUUGAAAGUUUGAUUGUAGAUAGUCUAGUUUAUUAAUCAUUCCUGUAAGCUCUUUCAUACCGGCAGCUGGAUUAUAUUGGGGAGUAGAUAGAUGGAUAUGUAUCGUUUCUAAAUUAGCUUUUGUAUUUUACUUGUUAGUGUGUAGUGCCAGAUCAUCAACUAAAUAAAAUUAUGAACGGAUUAUCGUUCAGUGAGCUCUGUUGCCUUUUUUGUUGCCCACCUUGCCCGUCUCGAAUCGCGGCCAAGCUUGCAUUUCUACCACCUGAAAAAACAUACGACCUUAUAUCAGAUGAAACAGGAUCUCGGUACAGUUUACAUUUAACAGAAAGAGCAGAAUGGCAGUACAGUCAACGAGAGCUUGACAAUAUUGAGGUUUUUUAUACCAGAACAACAAAAAAUAACAGGAUUGUGUGUAUGUUUGCUAGGUGCUCAACAAAUGCCAAGUUUACUAUUUUAUUUAGUCAUGGAAAUGCAGUUGAUCUCGGACAGAUGAGCAGCUUUUAUAUUGGUCUAGGAUCAAGAAUAAACUGUAAUAUUUUCAGUUUUGAUUACUCAGGGUAUGGCGCCAGUGGAGGUAAGCCUUCUGAGAAAAAUAUCUAUGCAGACAUUGAUGCAGCUUGGCAGGCUUUGAGAACCAGAUAUGGGAUAAGCCCACAAAAUAUUAUCCUGUAUGGUCAAAGUAUAGGUACUGUGCCUACCAUAGACCUUGCCUCUCGUUAUGAAGUAGGAGCUGUCAUUCUUCAUUCACCACUGAUGUCUGGCAUGAGGGUUGCCUUUCCUGAAACUAAAAGAACUUGGUUCUUUGAUGCUUUUCCCAGCAUAGACAAAGUGCCCAAAAUCACAUCACCUGUCUUAGUCAUUCAUGGAACAGAAGAUGAAGUGAUUGAUUUCUCCCAUGGUUUAACAAUUUAUGAGCGUUGCCCUCGCACAGUGGAGCCACUUUGGGUUGAAGGUGCUGGACACAAUGAUGUAGAACUUUAUGGACAGUAUCUCGACAGACUGAAACAGUUUAUCAACGUGGAGCUAGCUGUCAAUUGACUAGCAGCCACAGAGGAAAUUGUUCAAGACGGACAAGACACCGCACAGGAAGAGUCGGAGAUAACUGUUCCUGAGGCACCGGAUGCUACAGCUGAUGAAGAAGACAUUUCCUCCUCACAGCAGAAAGCACAGGCCACCUUGUCCUUACAGCUGCCUCCACCUGAGGAGAGAGUUGUAUGACGGUAGCUAUAGACAUUAGCACCAACACUCUUUUGACUCCAUUACUUGUCAUGUUCAUCAAACUUCGUUACAUGGAAAGUGAAAUUUAUAGUAUUUGAUAUAAUUUAAAAAAUUUACUUGUUUUUAAAAUUUGCCUCUGCGUUUUGUAUAACUAAAUCUUAAAUAAAGAAUUCUUCCAUCCAUUCCUUUGAUAGUUUGUCUUACUCAAGUGUUCAUUUUAAUAAUAAUUCUAUUAAAAAGUGGCAUUUCAAAGCAAAAAGAAAAUUUUGAAUUUAAAUUUCAUAUUUCAAUUUUAAAUAACAUAAGAUGAACAUGAUAUUAAUGUUGUUAAAAUGAGCUUGAAUUAUUUUCCUCUGUGAGCAAGAUAUUAUUUUUUGGACUACACUAUUACAUUCAUAUACAUUUUUUGUUACUUUUCAAAAAGUACUAUGAAUGAAGAUGUUUGUGUGUUAACGCCAUGACAUUUCAUAUACAAUUGUUUGUGAAAUCUAUUUUCUGGAAUACAAGCUUGGUGGGUGGAUUCAUGAUUGUUGCUCCACAUCUUAUUAUCUAUUGAUGUGAAUGGUAUUUAUUACAUACUUAAUUCCAAAGUCUUUUAGUCUACCCUUACUCCAACAUUCACAAAAUUAAAUACAUUUUUGUCCUGUGACAGAAACAAUUUUUAAUGAAAACACAUCAAGUUUUGUGGGGUAAUUGCCUAGUAGAAAUUAACUUAUGAAGCUUAUAUUAUGGUAUUGUGAAAAUCAUGUUUGUAUUUCUUUAUUCGCCAUUUGCAAAGUUAAUUGAAAGUAAAGGAAAAUAUUGAAGCACAUGGGGAUUAUAUAAUAAUCAGACAACUUGUGCUUAAAAUGAGAUGAUAAGCUUGUAAUCCAUGUCAGUAUCAACUGGGACCAAAAGGUACAAGCUUUUAAUUUAUAUUCAAAUAAUGUAUUAUCGUAGCUGAAAAAUGUAAUUUAAAGUUAUUGAAAAUUUGGUCAUUUCGCUCAACAGAAGUCAAUAGAAAGUGAACAAGUUUAUUUAAAAACAACGUGACAGCAGAAAUAUAAAGUUGGGUAUUUAGAGUUUUAGAAAAGUCAUGUGUUGCAUUAGAUGUUAGGUUAACUUAUCCCCCUUUACCACUUUCUAUGUCAAGUAUUGAGCUGACAAUUACUUAUGUUUUAACAUUCUUCUGUGUACAGUACUUGUUAUAUUGUAAUUUAGGAAGUGAUGGUUACUUUAUGUGAAAGGUUUAAAAGAUCAUUCUCAUAAGCAAGUUAGGUGAGAAUUUUAUUUUGUUUACAUUCAUUUACUGUUCUAGUACUUAAAUUAAUGUCACUGAAUGGCAUCGCUUAUACUUGUGCCGAGGUUUGACCCUAUUAGAUGCCACCAGUGUUGUUCGUUGUAUUAGUCACGUUUGUGGAAACUGUGCAGUGUGAUUCUUUUUCUUUUCUUUGUUUUAUCAUGUUGUUCAAUUGCAGGAGGAGAAUGAAAACACCACAUAGUUUAAUCAUGGUUGUGAAUUGAGAAUAUUUGAAAUAUAUGGUUUGUAAUUGUUAAUAUGUGAGUAACAAAAGUAGUCUGUUCAAUAUGUAUAUUAAUAAGGAUCCAUAAACAUAAUGGAGAGCAUCUUAUUUUUUGUGCGUGCAAAGAUCAUUAACAUUUUGAUAAAUCAGCUGGGUAUGUGCUGGUUUAUUCAAAUAUAAAAUUUGUGUCUUGCAGUUUGUUAAUAAUUUUUAUUUAAAUUUCAACCGUGGAUCAAAAUGUGAAAGAACUUUCAACAUUUUUAACAUUUUAUUCAACAUUAUACAUUACAAAAAUUAUUACUUUUGUUCCAGUUUAAUUUUUUUUUUUCUGUAUUUGAAUUUGUUUCUCCUGGUUCAUUUUAUAAUACAAUUUUGCUUGAAUUGCUUUUGAGUAACAUGAUGUUUAUCAAGAGAGAAGCAGGCUGUGCUCAUGGUAUAACUUAUUCAUGCUCAAAAAGUAGCUUAAGUAUUUUUUAUCAAGUGAUUAUUACCACAUUAUACAUGAAUUUACAAAAGUUUAUGAUCUAUUAACUAAUAACUGUAAAGUUAACAUGUUUCAGGUAGUGUAGAAUAUUAUUAGUAAAAUUAAGUGAUUUUUUUUUAUAACUGUUCACUUAAUAUAUUUUAUUAUUUGCUAUUGAAUCUUUAAAAAUUUGCUAGUUAUUUUUCCAUUUAAGAAUAACUUCUAGAUCUGGGUAUUCCUUUAAAAAAAAUUAAUAAAAAAUAUCGCCUAAAAAGAUUGUGCAAUAUUUAAUUGCUUUAUGAGUGUUAAAUCACCAGGAACUUGUGUCAGUUUAAAAUGUGUGGUAUUGCUUUUUGAAAUGGUUGCUUUCUGGUUUGUUAUGUUUGAUGGUUUAGUUGCCUUACAGUUUCUUACGAUAAUUAAUUGCAAUAAUUUUUCUACAACUAAAUAGCUCAGUAAAUUUCCUUCUUGUUAAUAAUUGUAAUUGAACAUUUACAAAUGAUUUUAGGCAAAGUUGAUGAUUUUACGUUUUUUUACUAACUUAAGUUUAUAAUCCGUUAUAUAAAUGACUAACACAUUUUCUAUAAUUUGACAUUUCUUUAUUUUAUAGGUUUCUUAUGGUAAAGAUAUUUUUUUUUGCUUGGUUUCAUGUCUAAAAGAUUAUUUUUGCUGUCAUUAUGUUUCAAAUUUUAAGUAACAGGCCUCUGUAUUUAAUGUCAAUGAAGUAUUUUAGAUUGUUCAUUUUAUUGUGUUCUCUGCCUACAUAAAGAAUGUCACUUUUUUCUGUGUUUCUCAAAUUAUUCUUGUUAAAAUAAAGGUUGUCUUUAUACACAGCUGUGUGAAGAAAUAAUUCAAAUGUGUCUCAGUCUAGCUAGUGUAAUCUCACGGUUGAUUGAUUUCUUCGAAUCUAAAGUAUGAUUUCAGAAAUUAAAAAAACUAGAUUUACUUUUUUGAUUGCCAUGUCUGUACUAGUCAAGGGGAUGAACAAAUAUUGUUUUAAUGGUCCAUCUGGAUGUGCACACUUUAUUUAAAUACGGUACAUGGUUUCUUUGCAGGAGUAAAAAUAGAAGAAAACUGUUUAAAUUUAUUUUUAAAAACAGUUAUAAUCAAUCAAUGCUACAUAUUUUUUCCCAAUUUUAAACCAUUUACAAAGUGACACAUGUCAAAGAAAUACUUUUCUGACCACAUUCAGUUUUAGCAAUUGAAUUAAUUGUAUCAAAUGAUCCCUAUUUUGUGAUAGUGUUUUAGGGUUAUUGUUCUAAUUUUAGCCUAAAUUUCACUGAAGUGUGGCACAUCCAUUGGGAAAUCUGCUCAAAAAGUCAAAUUUUGUGAUUUACAUUUUAUGUUUAAAGAUUUCUUCAACACAAAACUUACAAACUUGCUAAAAUACUGUUAGAUUACAUCGCAAUAUAAACAAAUCAAAAUUUAAACUUCAUUUAAAUUUUUUUUCAUCCAAAAAAAAAAAAGAAUGUAUAAAUAAGCAAGGAAGCAAAGCAACUGUUAACUGUACCGUUAGAUCCAUAGUGAUGGAGGACAACCAUGUAUUGUAAAUGCCACUUGUUUUGUUUCAAUUAUUUAAUGUUUCAUGCUAAUUUUUUAAUUUUUACUUUUGUCUAAAAAAACUAUUCUAACUUAUCAAAACUAUUAUUAUAUAGCAUUGUUGCUUUGUUAAACAGCUUGUAGUUUUUUUUUUUGUUACAUCUAUGCAUUAAUUUACACUUUUUAUAGUGGUUAAACAGGCUAACUGUGUUUCAUUUUUUACUUAAGGCAGAUAUUUGUUCAGUCUUUGAGCUAAAAUUGGUUGUGUUGCCACUUUGUAUUGUUAUAUAAUGUAAUGUUGAGAAAUCUGUAUAUUAUUUGAUCUUUGUAUUUUCACUGUGUGUAUACUUAGGGAUGGUAAUUGUUUAUUGUUAGUUUUGUAUAUUAGUUAUUUAUAUUUAGUACUUAUAAGCCAUUUUUACUUAUGUUGAUACCAGCUUUUAAAAUUAUGCUCAUUUUUUUGGUUUCAUUUUGACAAAAAGCUCCAGUUUAUAUCACAUUUCAGAUUAUGAAUAAAUGUGUAAUAUCAUACUUUUUAUAUAGUAAAAGGUGUUUGUUUCAAUGGCGUGUACACAUUUGAAGUUUCUUAGUUGCAGCUUCUUCUCAUAGGUAAUUACAUCUAUUUAGACAUUAUAAUAUGUUAAUUAUAAUAUCAACUUUGUUGGUGUUUUUGUAAGAACAAUUUAAUUACCAAAUUACAGCUCAAAUAAAAAAUUUUGUAAUUGCAUUUUUAUGAUUGGUUAGUUUUAAAAAUCUCAUUGUUCAAUAUUCUAAAGUUUAAUUUUUGUAAGUAUUCAAUCUUAGAUAUAUUUUAAAUCACUUAAAGCUAAAUAUUUAUGAUCUCUUUUAUUUAUUGCUAAUUAUUUCCUUAGUUUAUUGUUAGCUUUAUUAUAAAAAUUAAGUUUUAAGAAAGCCUUAUAGAUUUUUCUUCAUGCUUUUUUAAAAUGAUUGGCAAACCAUAUAUUUAAAAAAAUUGUAUAAGUCUGUUACUCCAGAUUUUAAUUAUUUCUUUAUAUGUUUAAUGCUAAUCUGUUAUGUUAUUUAGCUUGUUUUGGUAUUAUUUGCACUGCAUGACAGUCCUUUGUAUUUGUGUUAUUUUACUUUUAUUUCUUUUUCAUAUUUGCAUUUUUGUAAUUUCAUACAAGGUUAAAAAGUUUAAAAUAUAAAAGUAAAUAUAAUUAAAAUCUUUACAGCCAUUGAAAUUUAAAUCUAUGAUAUUGCUUACUUAAUUUUUCAAAUCAUCCAAAAGAAUUUUUUUUCCCAAAAUAAUAAACAGUGGGUAGGGGGGUGUUAAAGCAAUGAAGCAAGUUGAAAAAGAAAAUAAGGUAAUAUGUUAACUUUUAUAAAGAAAAAUUUAGUAAAUUUCUUCUGUGUUUAUGUAAAUUAAACAUUGCCAAAACAGAACUGAACAAAAUUAAGAUGUUCAUAGCACACUAGUAUUUUACCCUGCCAUUGUAGAUAAUGAUAGAAUGUGUGGGUUUUUUUGUGUUUGUGUGGAGACAUUUAAAAAUAAGCAUAGAUGUCUGUCUAUUAUUUGAUUGAUUCUAGUCUCACGUUUCUCAUUUUUUAAAAUGAUCUUAUAAAGUUGAUGUUUUACAUGAUGAUAGCAUUAUUAUUUAUCUGUGACAAAAUGUGUUUUUUUUCUAUUUGUUUUUUUGAAACUUAUACAUUAGUUUGUAUGUUUUUGUGAAAAAAAAAAUUAAAAUUACUUUUUUUUUUUCAAAUUCUUGAACAUAAGUUUUGAGUCGUAAGUCAACUUACAUCCACCCAGUUUACAAAUGUUUGUGUAACAUUUUUCUCUCCUUGUCCCACAGUGUCUCAAGUAUACUGAUUAAAUAUAUAUCUUUAAAAUUUAUAUUAUAACAAUAAUCAUGUAAAUAUAAGAAUGUUUAGAUUAAGAAAAUUAUUUAGCCAUCUUAAAAAGUUUUAUUUUUUAUUUAUGUGCAAAAAGUUUGUAUUAAGAAAAUCUUCACCAGCUUCAGUAGUGUCAGCUUACCACAUUGACCCUGUUUUAUUCCAUGUACCAUAUUUGAUGAGGAUAUAUCUUCAUGUCUAAAAUAGAUUGGGUGGGGAGGAGAAGGAUGAAUGUCCUUCUAAAUUUUUUUUUCUGUAUCUUUUUUGUGUCAUUUUGUGUGUGAUUUCAGAUGUUUUCAAAAAAUUACUGUUAUGCCACUGGAUUUGAAAAAUGUUAAUAAAUAUUAUAAUUAUGUGGUGA